GGCUGCUCCUUCAGCCUACAUCCUGGGAUGGAAAGAAAUGUGGAGCUCAGCAGAGCCAAAGCAAGCCAGAGCUGACCUACAGAACUGGAAGCCAGAAGUAAUGUCAGGAGAAGCUUUCCCAUCUGAAAGAUAAUGAAACACCUGCUAUUCCUGAGGAGUCCACUAGAGGAUGAGACUCAUCCAACUAUCCAACCUAGAGAAAAGUGGGGAAACUUUGGCAAAAGGACUGAUGUCAACGCUGAAGUCCAGAUGGCAAUGCAAGAACCCCCUCUGAUUGCAAGAAAUUGUCAGAAGAAGUUAUCCAGUCCUCUGAUUGUGGGAAUCUGUACCAAGCUGGCUACAGCUCUACAAAGGCGAGAUUUCCAGAAAGAAUGCUGCCAAUCGCCAGAGGCAGACAUGUUUAUCAAGCUGUGUAUCUUGAAGUCUGACAUAAAAUCUGUGGCCUUUGGUACAGCUGAAAAACACUCUGUCGACACCAUGGAGAGUGCAAGCCCGUGGUGCUGGCCUCAACCCAAGGAGUGCAGGGGAACGGACAAAAAUUUGACUCAAGGCCAAAAAUUACAAGAUGAGGGAAAGUCAGACUUGAGGCGAACAAGCCUUUUCCAUCGAGUCUGUUUAAUAUCUCGUGUAAGCAUCCAAACCACAAAUCGGUCAGCGCUUAGGUGAAAAGACAAGUUUUUCUCCCUUUUGGAAAGCUAUUUUGCUUAAGCUCCUAUGAAUACAUCAAUUAUAUUAGCCCUGAGAGUGUCUGUCAGUGCAAUGUUAGAAGGCCCACUAUUUUUCAGACUGCCCACGUCAGACACAAAAUACCCUUCAAACUCCCUGCCCUGAAUUGCUUGGGCCAAAGAGAGCUUGAGAGCAAAAGGCAUAAACGCCACAGCAUUGACAGUGAGAAGAGCCACUGGUUUUAAGUAAACUUGUAGUCAUAUUUAUCAGCUUAAUAAAAUCCGCCCAGCACUCGUGGGCCAUCAAAUUCUUCAAGUCAGGAAAAAUGACUCUUCUGUGACAGAAAGUAUAAGGCCAAACAGCAGGUUGCCAGCAAGACCGCCUCCCCUGCAGGCCAGCUGGGCUCGGAGCUUUGGGAAGGCAAGUUUGCAAGAGCCUAGGCCUGUUGCAGAAAUACUCUGUCCUCGGUUUUUCCUUCAGGGCCAGGUCCCUGGAUUCCUGGAUAAGACAUUUACAAUAUGUGGGCACCACACUGAAUCAGGACUGUGUGCAGAGAAGCAAACCAGGUCUUUCCAUAUAGAUAGGGAAAAAUAAUCAUAACAGUUCAUUGUUGUGCAGCUUCCAAUGGACUCCAGUGUUACCUGGUAAUCAUCAGUCAGCUGCCAUCACCCUCAAUCUUAAAGGUGUCAUUUUUGUACUUCAGGUAUUCUUUCCAGAGUCCCUCUGCCCCUUCUUCUCCCUGUCUUAUCUGUCCCCGAUCUCUGCCACCCUCAGUUGCUUACAUUGGCCAACCAGCCUGAAAUGGGAGAGGUUGAAUCCUUCAUGCUAUGUGCGUAGCCAACAUUCCACAAGAUUUAUGUCACUAACGCCUGUGAAAAUGACAAAUGGUGGGAAAGAGGGCCAAAAAGGGAAGCAAAAAUAAAUCCAACUAUGAUUUAACGAAGGAUGGCCCAGUACCUGUACCUAGUGGGUGCUGUGAUAUCUUGGGGGACAUGAGUUUAAUAAGAGAAAUAAACUGCCAUAUGAGGAUCUUUAAAAUGCUCUCGUUUUCCAUUCAAAAUCUCUUUAGAAAAGUUGCUCUUUAC
This is a messenger RNA of Rhinopithecus roxellana (golden snub-nosed monkey), 1751 nucleotides long. RefSeq lists its product as uncharacterized. The record is from RefSeq and is a predicted model, not a curated record. The coding region runs from base 133 to 666 and encodes 177 amino acids. The transcript is spliced from 3 exons. Lineage: Eukaryota; Metazoa; Chordata; Mammalia; Primates; Cercopithecidae.